Molecule: messenger RNA, 1788 nt
Organism: Cladophialophora yegresii CBS 114405
Lineage: Eukaryota; Fungi; Ascomycota; Eurotiomycetes; Chaetothyriales; Herpotrichiellaceae
Exons: 4
Coding region: 1-1788 (595 amino acids)
Biological process (GO): protein transport; endosome to lysosome transport; protein modification process
Cellular component (GO): ESCRT I complex
Molecular function (GO): ubiquitin binding
Source: RefSeq, a predicted model, not a curated record
AUGGCUGGUCUGCCGCAGAAGACUCUGACUUGGCUAUACGACGUCUUGAAGCGAGAGUAUCACGACCCGAACCGUACCUACUCCGACCUUGCCCAUGUCCUGGCCCGUUAUCCGGGGUUCGCCCCAAGGACAGAUGUCUAUACGUUCGAGACUGGAGCGCCGGCGCUCCUGGUCGUAUUCACAGGCACGAUCCCGGUGAACUUUCGAGGCAACACCUACCGAUUCCCCGUUACAUUAUGGGUUCCACACGCCUAUCCCUACGAACCACCAAUGUGCUACGUCACGCCGACCGAUGAUAUGGUAAUUCGACCAGGUCAGCAUGUUGGUGGAGACGGAAGAAUAUACCAUCCUUAUCUGGCGCACUGGAGGGAACAUUGGGAGAGAUCGAAUGCCUUGGAUUUUCUCUCCAUUUUGUCCGAGAUAUUUGCGAAGGAGCCUCCGGUGAUGUCGAGGACAACACAACUGCGACAGAGACCAGUUCAACCUACACCUCCACCCAUUCCGCCUUUACCCAGAGAGAUGCAGCCUACACAGCAAGGCAUCCACGCUGUAAGUCCGCCGCCAGCAGGACAACUUUUCGGCGUUCCUCCGCUACCGCCCCCUCCGCCAAAACAACCUCCGCAAGCUGGCCUUUCGUCUCCAGCGCAACGAACCCUGGGCCUAGAUACCGCUCCGCCAAGGAUGGGGCGAUACGAUGCUCCACCGCCUCUACCUGGUCAAGGCCAGCCUCAAAAGCUCCAGCCUGCGCAUGGGAACGGUGAAGUGCAACGGCCACCGAGCGGGAUGAGUUACAUGCCUCAGCGGUCGAGCAGUCUAAGACACUCCAUGCCGCCAGCGUUUCCAUCGCAGCAGCCACAACCAGGAUAUGAAUCACAACAAUAUCGAGCGCAGCCACACCAACCGGGCGAACGACAACAAUAUAUCCAACCCCAGCCUAGCCAGCAGCCACCUUACAUGGCGAGUCCACCGCCGGCUCCAAGCCACGUUCAAGGAUACAAUCAAGACCAAUACCGCCAGAUACCAGCACAAGAACGUCCUGAACGACCUGUAUCGCAGCACUAUCCUCCAACCCAACAACCUUAUCAGCCGGCUCACCCUCUGUAUCACCAGCAACAUGCUCAAGCACAAUUCCAGGCACCCAAGCCAGCCCCACCCUCCCAACCAAAUCUGCUCGACUCUCCUUUCGACCUUCCCUUACCACCACCAACCUCUUCCACCUCGCAUCCGGCAUCAAACGUCCCCGCACCACCGAUACCUGUAAACCCCGAGAAGGAAGCUCUAUUAUCACACCUCUCUCACCUUCUCACAACCUCUCUCCAUCAACAGAUCUCCCAGAAUUCCUCGGCUUUACAACCUCUCUCCUCGCAAUAUGCCGCAUUACAGCAAACAAUGCAAACUCUUAACGGCGAAUUGGCGAACCUGAAAACCAUACACGCAACGCUGUCUUCGAACAUCUCCCUCCUACACAGCUCUCUGAAGAAAGCAGACAGCACAAUUUCCUCGGCGCACAGCCGCGCUUCCAGGAACGAAAUACCCGCCGUGGAUGAAAUGCUCACGGCUCCUACAGUUGUGGCCCGCCAACUGUACGACGCAGCAUGUGAAGAGCGUGGUAUCGAGGCCGCGAUCUUAGCCCUCCAAGAAGGGUUCGUCUGCGGGAGGGUAGGUAGUGAGAUUUGGGCAAGAAGAACAAGGGAAUUGGCUAGGGAAGGAUUCAAAAGGAGAUGGAUGGUCAAGAAGAUCGGCCAUGGGAUGGGCUUGGACUUGGAGGCGGGAUCUUACGAUCGCUAG